Messenger RNA from Hippocampus comes (tiger tail seahorse), 943 nucleotides. Its product is annotated as daple-like protein. Bases 107 to 856 code for a protein of 249 amino acids. NCBI's taxonomy places the organism in Eukaryota, Metazoa, Chordata, Actinopteri, Syngnathiformes, Syngnathidae. The transcript has a single exon. The record is from RefSeq and is a predicted model, not a curated record.
AUGAUUACGCACACGGAAAGAUUUUUACAGUGACAGGGAAUUUACCGAAGUGGACCUAAAUGUUUUUGUUCUCAAUCAGGUUCCAACAGAAAGCAGAGAGGAAUUAAUGACUGAAUACUUCACCAGAAGUCCAGCCUCUUCGGGUCCCACCGGUAAAGAUCAGGGCACCCCCACCAGCUACGUCACGCCCACCGUACAUGCAUCUAACCAGAGGCCGGGCCAAAGUGUUAAGCCAUCUUCUCGGCAGCCUGUCAGCCAGUCGCAGGCCUCUGGCCGACCUGUGACCCAGAGGAUCAACCAGUCACUGAGCAGGACGUUCAGCCUGGCCUCUGCUGAUUUGCUCCGCUCCAAUGGGCCAGACAGUUUUCAUGGAAACGGGGGCUCUCCGAACCAGUCAGACACGGUGGUUCGGAGGCAAGGAGGAGGGACUAAUGGAAGAGAGAGGCCGCUCUCUGCCCGUUUGGCCAGCUCAACCAAUCAGCACAGAGACAGCGGCAUCCCGAACUCCCCCAUUCACCAUUCGUCUUCUCUCACGCUGCAGACAGACAGACAUGUGGAGAGAGAGCGCGAUAGAGGGCGGACUCCUGUGUCCCCUAACGGCCUCUCGUCGUCUUACUAUCAUCGUGGGGAGGUUGCCAUGGUAACCCCUGUGAGGGCUGUGCCCACUGCUCAGCCGGACGAAGCCUUGGAACAUGGAGAGGUGUUCGGGGAGGAGCGCCCAGGUGAGCCUUUUCGCCAGCACAAAGACAGCGAGCGGGUGAGAUGCACCUCUGCGGAACGUCCAAAAAGCACACCCGCUUCCCCUGACCCCAACAACGAUCCCCAGACUGUGUGGUAUGAGUACGGCUGUGUCUAAUCACAGAAGCCAAGACAAGGAUUCGGUUGGGUUUGUAUAAAAACGGGAACACGGACCACAGUCUACUUUCUGGAGCUUCUAUUUGAC